CAGCCCGCGCACCAUUCCCUUCUCACCUACUCAUUCACACAUAUACCUCUUGCUUAUUUAUCAUGUCUGUUGUGCACCCACAGUUGCAUACUGCGCUGGACAGCCUGAAGUAUCAGGUCAAGGACGCAUUCUGGGCACUCUCGUCUUGCAUAUGCCAACAGGCGGCAAAGGUCAAGAUCAAUGGGCGUACAUUCAAAAUCAUCCGAGUCCUUGGAGAGGGAGGCUUUUCGUUCGUAUAUCUAGUUGAGGACGAGCAUAGUGGGAGACAAUUCGCUUUGAAGAAAAUUCGAUGUCCUGGUGGUCGUGAAGACGUCAGACAAGCUAUGCGCGAAGUCGAUGCAUACAGGAGAUUCAAACAUCCCAAUAUCAUUCGCAUAUUGGAUUCAGCUGUUGUCCAAGAUCCCAAUGGAGACGGCCAAGUGGUUUAUCUCUUCUUGCCUCUAUAUAAGCGCGGCAACCUGCAAGAUGUCAUCAAUGCAAACACCAUCAACGGGACACACUUCUCAGAGCAAGAGAUGCUACGUCUCUUCAAGGGCACCUGCGAGGCCGUACGUGCCAUGCACGACCACCGUGCGCCCAUCAGCUCCAAAUCAGAGCCCUUUCCAGGUCGGGAGAACCAGUCCUCGUCCUCCGCCGCACGUCGUCCGAGCGGUUCCGGGCGGAACUCCCUCGACGAGGACGCGGAGAUGUUCCCACAUCCGGAGGGCGAUGGGGAUGGAGACGGCUAUUCGUACCAUGGGAAUGGGAACACGUCGUCAGUUCCACUCAUGACCAAGCACCGGCCUCUUGACGAGGGUGAGGCGAUCUUCGAUGGUGACGAGGAGCUUUCGCGGAUGCAGCAGAAUGGCGCGGGCCAGAACGCGCAGAGCAACGAGACCGAGCUCGUGCCGUACGCACACCGCGAUUUGAAGCCAGGGAACGUCAUGAUUGCGGACGACGGCACUCCAAUCCUGAUGGACUUUGGCAGCGCAAUGAAGGCGAGAGUCAAGAUUGAGAACCGCUCACAAGCACUACUCCAACAGGACAUCGCGGCGGAGCAGUGCACAAUGGCAUAUCGCGCUCCAGAACUGUUCGAUGUCAAGACAGGCGUUACGCUGGACGAGAAAGUGGAUAUCUGGUCCCUGGGCUGCACACUGUUCGCACUAGCCUACUCGCACUCGCCUUUCGAGAAUCUGCAAACAACCGAACAAGGCGGCUCAAUCGCGAUGGCGGUCAUGAACGCGCAGUACAAGCACCCAGACUCAGCCUACUCGCAGGGACUGAAGAACCUCAUCGACAGCAUGCUGAAGGUGAAUCCUGCCGAGAGACCGGAUAUACAUGAGGUCAUUAAGAUGACUGGGCAAGUCUUGCAGAGCCUGAGAUAGCACGGGGCUACGUUUUUAUGCGAACUACAGGAUUUAGGUUGAAUGUAUGGCUUGCUAGACAUCGAUCAGGUUUGAUUCAUGGCGGACCUGUGCUAAUGUACACUUGCCUUGGAGUAUGUUGUGGAAUCAUGCGGUCCGAGCGAUGAAGUGAGGCCUUCCAGCGGGGCGGUAUGUUCAUGCUGUGAUGUACAAUGUGUACAUGUGCGACCAUUCUCUGCUGAUCUG
Messenger RNA from Laetiporus sulphureus 93-53, 1589 nucleotides. Its product is annotated as Pkinase-domain-containing protein. Gene Ontology annotation, molecular function: protein serine/threonine kinase activity; ATP binding. Lineage: Eukaryota; Fungi; Basidiomycota; Agaricomycetes; Polyporales; Laetiporaceae. The record is from RefSeq and is a predicted model, not a curated record. Bases 63 to 1364 code for a protein of 433 amino acids. Gene Ontology annotation, cellular component: cytoplasm; Golgi apparatus. Gene Ontology annotation, biological process: regulation of vacuole fusion, non-autophagic; vacuolar protein processing; protein phosphorylation. The transcript has 10 exons.